AUGGGGAAGCAGAACAGCAAACUGCGCCCCGAGAUGCUCCAGGACCUGCGGGAAAACACCGAGUUCUCCGACCUGGAGCUGCAGGGCUGGUAUAAGGGCUUCCUGAAGGACUGUCCCUCGGGCAUCCUCAACGUGGAGGAGUUCAAGAAGAUCUACGCCAACUUCUUCCCCUACGGCGACGCCUCCAAGUUCGCAGAGCACGUCUUCCGCACCUUCGACACCAACGGCGACGGCACCAUCGACUUCCGAGAGUUCAUCAUUGCGCUGAGCGUCACCUCCCGCGGGAAGCUGGAGCAGAAGCUCAUGUGGGCCUUCAGCAUGUACGACCUGGAUGGCAACGGCUACAUCAGCCGGGAGGAGAUGCUGGAGAUCGUGCAGGCCAUCUACAAAAUGGUCUCCUCCGUCAUGAAUAUGCCUGAAGAUGAAUCGACUCCGGAGAAAAGAACGGAAAAAAUCUUCCGACAGAUGGAUACUAAUAAUGAUGGCAAACUGUCCCUGGAGGAGUUCAUCAAAGGUGCCAAGAGCGAUCCAUCCAUCGUGCGCCUGCUGCAGUGUGACCCCAGUGGUGCCGGACAGCUCUGAGCCCCCCCGCGGUCCCCACCAGCCCCCACCUCCCCCUCCUGCCACCACCACUCAUCCUUCCAUCCCCACCUCCAUGUCCCCAUGGGGAGAGCAGCAGGAGUGCGGAGCAGCAUGGCAGAGCCGCGGCUGCUCCUCUGAUGGGCACAGGGACACGGCCAAAGGGAUGAACUACGGUUGCUCACGGCCACCCCAGCACCCCCCAGCAUGCAGACACUGCCACACCAGCCCCCUCCCCACAGUCAGAGUGUACGUGGGGCCAUGGGGAGGGGCUGUGCUUUCAGUCUUUUAAUACCUGCAAAAUAAAGUGUGUGUCAGUGCAGUCAGCAGAGGGAAAAGGCUCUCCUGUAAGCUCUGAAUCCAACCUUCCUUGCAGCAGUACCAGGGCAAUAGUGAUGGACUCACGUCCUGGCCAGCGGUGAGCAGCAUCCAGUGCUCAGUGCUGCCCAUGGCUGCGCUGUGGGGUGGGCACUGGGAUGGGGAUGGGUCCUGUGCUCCACUCAGGGCUGGACAUGUUUCCGUGCUGUUGGGAUCAGCGAGCUCACACAGCCCAGUGCCAGUGGAGAGGGCUGCAAGGAGACCUGGAGAUGGAGAGCUUUGGUGGUCAAACCCUGCCCCCAACCCAGCAGGGGGGCAUGGAGUGGGAUGGCCACAGCAACUCAUAGAAAUGCAGGUGGGAGCAGAGGAGCACUGUGGGGCGAGGGCAGAACACUGCAGAGAGCAGAGCAUGCGGCCGUGGUGAGCGCUCUGGUGAUGAAGAUGAGGAGCCCAGCGAUGGGGAAGAUGAAGACCCUUUGGUUGCUGCUGGGAUCAUGGUGGUCAGGGAAGGAGAGGGGCUGAGCACUGCGGCUGCAUAAUGCAGGGACAGCCCCGGGGAUGCGCCAUGCUGGAGGGGACAAGGCAGUGCAGGGGCAGCCCCUCUUCCUCGAGGAGAUGAUGCAGGCUGAGAGGUGCCCCUU
This is a messenger RNA of Meleagris gallopavo (turkey), 1538 nucleotides long. RefSeq names its product hippocalcin (gene HPCA). Lineage: Eukaryota; Metazoa; Chordata; Aves; Galliformes; Phasianidae. The record is from RefSeq and is a predicted model, not a curated record. Gene Ontology annotation, molecular function: calcium ion binding.